Messenger RNA from Leptidea sinapis, 1489 nucleotides. RefSeq names its product serine protease snake-like. NCBI's taxonomy places the organism in Eukaryota, Metazoa, Arthropoda, Insecta, Lepidoptera, Pieridae. The record is from RefSeq and is a predicted model, not a curated record. Bases 39 to 971 code for a protein of 310 amino acids. Gene Ontology annotation, molecular function: serine-type endopeptidase activity. Gene Ontology annotation, biological process: proteolysis. The transcript has a single exon.
UGUGUCUUUAGUCUACAAAAUCUGAAACCGCAGAUAAAAUGAAAUUAUGGAAGAUCAUUACAAGAUCGUGUUUUAUACUCUGUGUACUACUCCCAACAUCAUUGUGCGUCGGAGAGCGAGCAUUUGCAGCUUGUGUGAAAUACGCCUCCUCUAUGUUAGAGUGCCACAAUAUUCUGAAUCCGUCACUUAGAGUAAGAGUACCUAUUGACUUGCUGCUCUAUCCUCAUAUGGUUUUGAUUGGGUUCAAGAGUAAUAUAUCUGACGAUCCAGUCUGGAAGUGUGGUGGCACUUUGAUAAGCGAUAAAUGGGUAGUGACCGCUGCACAUUGUAUGCAGGACCCUAUGAACGGAAAAGCCGCUGUUCUAAUGGUCGGCACAGCAACCUUUGAGUUUGAUGAAGUCGAGGAUCUGAUACAACAACGAGGUAUAGCUGAGAUAGUAAUACACCCAAAAUACAAUCCACCGCGUAAAUAUCACGACAUCGCACUAAUGAGAGCAAACCCAGCAUUUAUAUUGAAUAGAGAUAUUAGAAUUGCAUGUUUGCAUCUAGACCAUGAGCUUCCAAAGAAAAAAUUGACAGCUAUAGGUUUCGGGACGACCAGGUCUGGAGCGGCCCAAGGUAGUCAGACACUGAUGAAGGUGGACGUUGACUUAGUGGAUAGUAAAGUGUGCAAUAGAUCUAUGAAUAUACUGAUCAAAAGGGGGAUAAUAGAGCGAGGUAUAACGAGGAAUCAGCUCUGCGCGGGAGAUUACGAGAAUGGAGGGAAAGACACCUGUCAGGGGGAUUCAGGUGGGCCUCUACAGUACAUGGAGAAUAGGAUAGACUGUGUGAAGACGUUCCCACUGCAUGUCCUUGUUGGUGUGACGUCAUUCGGACGGGAUUGCGGAAGGAAAAUGGCACCGGGAGUGUAUACUCGCGUCUCUGAGUAUGUGGAGUGGAUUGAAAAUAUCGUAUGGCCUGCAAUCUUGUGACGGUCAAUAAAAGUGAGCUGGCGACUCAGUAAGUGUCAUACACGAUAUUGCUGUGAGUGAAAUGAGGUUGAUGGUGACAAAUAUAGCAAGAUAAAAUAAAGGGAUGUCAAUGCUUAAUUUAUACAUUUUAACUACACAAAAGAACCUACUUGAAAAAAAAAGGACAGAAAAAACUUCUCAAUUAAUCUAAAAAUAUAUGUAAUAAUGGUAGAUAAGUUAUAGUUAAUUAAAAUAAUAAUCUACAUUGAAUUUGUGCUGAAUUUAAUAGUAUCACACGUACAAUUAGUAAUAGUAUUGUUGGCAUCUUUAAUCAAAUCUUCAAGUACUGCGAUUGAAACCUGUCAUAAAAAUACACGACAAGUAUGGAAACAAUACAAAUGAAUUUCAAUUUCAAUUUUCAUUACUAUUUGUUAUUUAUGAAACGAAAAUGUUUUAAUGUUUAAUGUGUAUAUUACUAAAACAAUAUCCUGUAGAUGUAGAGAUUUUGGACGUUUGGUUAAAUUUUACCUAAACACGGA